AUGGCCGAUGUGUCGCUGAAGAGGCCUCACCCGGAGGAUGAAGAACUGAACGCACAGAAGAGAACGCGAUCCAAUAAUGGCUCUCCUAUGCCUGGCAACAAUGGCGCCGCACCGAAGAGCAAAGUCGACAUUGAACGCAUGGUCGCCGAAGCGAGAGCCAAGGCCGAGGAAGUCAGAGCCAGACUGAAUAUGGCGCGUGGUGGUGCAGCGUCGGCUUCAGCCUCACCCAGCCCAGCACCCCCAGCUACAACUACCGGAUCAACAAUGUCUCGUAUCGAACAGAUGAGAGCGAGAGUGGCUGCAGCUACAGGGAAAGUGGGUGCUGCCACAACUCAACACAGACCGGCCCCGACCCCGACCCCAACGCCUCCCACGUCCAUCGAACAACCAACAAAUCGUUUUGACGAUGAUUUAUCAAAAGCGCGAGGCGGCUUGGGAGUCGGCCUCCAUCCCGCCCUUUUGGCCGAUACAACACAAGAUCAGCGACUAUCCAAAGGUCGCGGUGCUGUGCAACCAAAGUUUGCUACAACCAUGGCAAAUCGCCGCUCAGCGACUCCAGUCUCAGGCCUGAAGAAGCCAGGAUUAGAUCUGUCUGGGCCCUCCUUGGACGAGAUAAGACAGAAUCCUUAUUACGAUGACAGUCUUCAUGCUACAUCGAAACCUCGUAUAUCCAAGCAGCUCGUGUUCAAUCAGAAGGGGAAAUACAUCGCACAAGCUGCAGCUUUACGCCGUCAGGCACAAAUGGAAGAAAUGAAGAAGCGGAUCGCUAGCAUGGCCCGCCAGGCCGGUGUAGAUGAGGAGCUAAGUCUUGAGAAAGCCUUUGAAGUUCCCGCACCUCCCGCUUUAGAGUGGUGGGACGAAGGCUUAGUUAACGGAGACAGCUAUGCGGCAGUUGAUAAUCCUCAGAAUAUCAAAGUCGACACCGAUGAUUCACUUGUCACGAUCUACAUACAGCAUCCCGUUUUGCUGGACCCGCCUCAGGAAAAGUUGAUUCCACAACAGAAGCCUAUGUAUUUGACGUCAAAGGAACAAGCGAAAUUGCGCCGACAGCGCCGCAUGGCAGAUUUGAAGGAACAACAAGCAAAGAUCAGACUGGGUCUUGAACCCGCACCGCCACCAAAAGUCAAGAAGUCUAACCUGAUGCGCGUACUCGGAGAAGAAGCUGUCAAGGAUCCCACGGCUGUAGAGGCCCGUGUCAAUCGUGAAAUUGCAGAGCGUCACGACAAACACGAAACUGCCAACGAGGAACGCAAAUUAACAAAAGAACAGCGAAAAGAGAAACUCGCUCUUCAACAAGAAAAGGACGCCGAGAAAGGCAUACACGUAAUGGUGUUCAAGAUUGACUGCCUAGCGAACGGCCGCCAUCGCUUCAAGAUCAGCAAGAACGCCGAACAAAUGGCACUCACCGGCGUGUGUGUGAUGCACCCAAAGCUCAACCUAGUCAUCGUAGAAGGCGGCUCUCACUCGAUAAACCAAUACAGAAAACUGAUGCUCAACCGCAUCGACUGGACAGAGAACUCUGGUCCCGGUCCACAGCGCGAGGGAGGAAACGGAAACCGCGAGUCAUCGACAUCAUGGCUCAAUCCGGAGGAUGAAAAGGGUGAACUGCGUGACCUCGGUUCCAACACAUGUACACUCCUCUGGGAAGGUCAGCAGAAAUCGAGAGCUUUCAGGAAGUGGUUGGGCGCUCGAGUUUGUGAGACCGAUGGCGCUGCGAAGGAGACUUUGGCGCGGGCUAAGAUGGAGAAUUUCUGGGUCUUGGCGAAGACUCAUAAGCCAGCGGCUUUUUGA
Messenger RNA from Talaromyces marneffei, 1791 nucleotides. RefSeq lists its product as uncharacterized. Lineage: Eukaryota; Fungi; Ascomycota; Eurotiomycetes; Eurotiales; Trichocomaceae. Bases 1 to 1791 code for a protein of 596 amino acids. Gene Ontology annotation, biological process: mRNA splicing, via spliceosome. The transcript has a single exon. The record is from RefSeq and is a predicted model, not a curated record. Gene Ontology annotation, cellular component: U4/U6 x U5 tri-snRNP complex.